UUGCCCUGAAAGUAGAAGAAGAAGAAGCAUCAGCAGAAGGAAGCGGUUCAGUCUUAAGUACAGGGACUUAGUGUAAAAUGGACAAUUUGGACAGUUUAAACACGUUCUUGACAGAGCGUUUAAUGACGGUCGCUGGAGAGAUUUUUCAGGUGUUUAAGGACGCGUUUAAUGAUUAUCAGGGUGAAAUAGAGCGAAUUAAAGAGGAGAACCGGUGUCUCAGAGAAGCGCUGGCUGAAAUCUACAACAGAGUUCAGGAACGAGCAGAUAAGCACGACACGUCGUUUAUACAAGUGAAACUGGAAGUAGAAGCCAGCCCUGGGGAAUCUGACCCACAAGAGUCUCGGAGUCAUCCACUCUUGUCCACGCCAACGCCUGCAAAUCUGGACAAGGAAUCAAAUUUUCCAGAGAAAUCCAAGACGAAGGAUGAAAACGAUGACAACAGCAGCAGCAGCAGCAGCAGCCUCAAUACAGUCUCAUCUGCCACAGUCAAAGUGGAGCCAUGCAGAUCCCAAGAUGUCUUCUCAGAGAAGGUUAAACCCGAAGCCCAAGCCGAAAACGAACCAGCAUGCGACGAGCAGGAGCCUCUUUCUUGCACGUACUGUGACCAGACCUUCACUGAGAUUCCUCAGCUGGCAUCACACGUGCAGUCUCACAUGGCUUUGUUUACCUGCGAGGUCUGUGGAAAGUCCUUCAAGCAAAAAGGCACGUUGAAAACGCACAUGAUCGUGCACCGGAAAGACAGACCGUUUGCCUGCGGUUACUGCAUGAAGCGCUUCAAGCUGAAAAGUCACCUGAAAGAGCACGAGAGGAUACACACGGGUGAAAAGCCUUUCAGCUGUCCUGUGUGCAGAAUGUGCUUUACUCGUUCCAAUCCUAUGAAGAUACACCUACGCAAUCAUCACCGCGAGCAGAUAUACCAAUCGAGCUAAGGCUGGGAAAUUCUAGACUCGGGGAUGAAGUCGAUGUCUGUUACUUAUCUCGUGUUUCUUUGGUUAGAUUUCACAUUUUUAGAGUUCUGUUGAUUUGUAACAGAAGUACUGAUUAUUAACUGAGGUUUAACUACUGCUUAUUCAUUCAGUAUUCUGAUUUAUUGUCUAUUCCUUGUCCAUGCUUCACAGAAGCCAGUCUCUUUAAUUUAAGUCCGAAUUCUACUGAUGCACAAUGAGUUCUGUUUUUUUAUAUAUAUAUAUAUAUAUAUCCUGGAAGAUUUUAUAUGGAUUUUACCAAGACAACAGAGGGUCUCCACUUUAUUAAACACUAAAUCACAGUGUUUUUACUUUAUGACUUAUAGUAAUUGCAGCUAUGGGUUUUUAAUGCGAUCGAUUUUCGGCAUUCGGAGAAAUAAUGUAAAGAUGUUUUUUAUUCCUGGUGAUUUUACUAAAAAAAAUCCUUUUAUUGUUGUUAAGCGAGAAUCAGUUUUCACUCCAAACUAAUAAAUACUACUUGUAGUUAAAAUACAGCAGGCAUUUGACGAUUACUUCAACAGAAGUACACCAACAAAAGCAAAGCAUAUAUUAUUGCAAAUGAGUUGAGUCAGUAGGAUCAAGAAAACUAAUCGCCACUGUGAAAUGUCACAGCUAUGGCGAUGAUCAGUGUGAUUACUAAUGCUUGCCAUUAGUGUCUAUAGAUCAUUUGAUUUUAAAGUUAGGGAUGGAGAAGCAUAAAACCAUUAGAUAGAAUGUUUCUUAAAAUAAAAAGAUAUACAAUUUUGAUCAAAUCAAAUAUAUUGUAGUUAAAAAUAUCAUUCUAAAUGCUUCACUGUUUUUAUCUAAUAUUUCUGUGCAUUUUUGUUUAUUUGUAAUAAAGUUAGAUAAGUCAGUUCACAUAAA
This is a messenger RNA of Silurus meridionalis, 1829 nucleotides long. Its product is annotated as zinc finger and SCAN domain-containing protein 5A-like. The coding region runs from base 78 to 929 and encodes 283 amino acids. The record is from RefSeq and is a predicted model, not a curated record. The transcript has 2 exons. Gene Ontology annotation, cellular component: nucleus. NCBI's taxonomy places the organism in Eukaryota, Metazoa, Chordata, Actinopteri, Siluriformes, Siluridae.